Molecule: messenger RNA, 1314 nt
Organism: Symphalangus syndactylus (siamang)
Lineage: Eukaryota; Metazoa; Chordata; Mammalia; Primates; Hylobatidae
Gene: KCNMB1
Product: potassium calcium-activated channel subfamily M regulatory beta subunit 1
Biological process (GO): detection of calcium ion; potassium ion transport
Cellular component (GO): membrane; voltage-gated potassium channel complex
Molecular function (GO): potassium channel regulator activity; calcium-activated potassium channel activity
Source: RefSeq, a predicted model, not a curated record
UGUCCCAGGUGGCUUCAAGCCCUGAAAUAAGAAAGCAGUCGCUGAGGCCACCACGAUGCCUUUUUUCUUCUUUCUUUGCUUGAAGUGGGGGAAUGUUCCUUACAAAAAAACCGGAAUAUGAAAUGAUCACUGCCCCCAGUGAAUAUGGUGAAGAAGCUGGUUAUGGCCCAGAAGCGUGGAGAGACACGAGCCCUUUGCCUGGGUGUAACCAUGGUGGUGUGUGCCGUCAUCACCUACUACAUCCUGGUCACGACUGUGCUGCCCCUCUACCAGAAAAGCGUGUGGACCCAGGAAUCCAAGUGCCACCUGAUUGAGACCAACAUCAGGGACCAAGAGGAGCUGAAGGGCAAGAAGGUGCCCCAGUACCCAUGCCUGUGGGUCAACGUGUCAGCUGCGGGCAGGUGGGCUGUGCUGUACCACACGGAGGACACUCGGGACCAGAACCAGCAGUGCUCCUACAUCCCAGGCAGCCUGGACAACUACCAGACGGCCCGGGCCGACGUGGAGAAGGUCAGAGCCAAAUUCCAAGAGCAGCAGGUCUUCUACUGCUUCUCUGCACCUCGGGGGAACGAAACCAGCGUCCUGUUCCAGCGCCUCUAUGGGCCCCAGGCCCUCCUCUUCUCCCUCUUCUGGCCCACCUUCCUGCUGACCGGUGGCCUCCUCAUUAUCGCCAUGGUGAAGAGCAACCAGUACCUGUCCAUCCUGGCGGCCCAGAAGUAGAGCCAUCCAUGCCAUACCAGUUGUCAGGGCACAGGGGACUGGCUGGGCCCCCAAGGCUGCUCCACACUUGCAGAUCAAUGCCUUCUCCACCUGCCCUCCCACUCUUCCACUCCUAUCCACCCUGUCUUCUGUUGCAGGACUAAACUUUGAGAAAUCCUUUUGUGAAGUCAUUGCCUGCUCAAGAAUGUACAAUGGCUCCCCAGUGCCUUGGAGGCCAUAAGGGCAGCCAGUUAUAGCUCUCUAUUACCUGUCCCCACUCAACUGACUCAUACCUGUUUCCGGCUGCAUCACUAUAUGCCCCACAGAGAACGAUGAUCGUCACCUCUGUGCCUGACUUCUCCCUGUUGUCUCAAAGCGGUGCCCAUCCUCCCCCGGAAGCUGUUCCCAGCGAGCUUCAGUCCUUUGUUUGACUUCUCUAAUAAGAACAACAGCAGCUCCCAUUUCUAGAACACAUUUACAGUAUUACUAUUUUCUAGGAUAGAAAGUGCCAUAUAUAUUUUUAAUUCCAAUAUUAAUAAAUUAUGCAAAACAACAAUCAGCUGCAAGGAAAUACACGAGAACUCAUCAAAAUAUUAGUGGUGGGAUGGUGGUUAA